GUGACAAGUCGUCAUUUCUCCAUGGACCUGCAGGUGACCGUAUUUCUGACUGCAGACGAGGCGCACUCACUUGUUGACAGAGCAGUCCGGACACAAAACAGUCUUCCAGAUAGCUUUGAGCUUCCAGUGCCUCCACGUUUUCUUUCUGUUCGAGUGACACAGCACACACGUCGAGCACGCCGCUCAUUUGCCAUGCGAGUAAAUGGACUUCUCAGGAGCCUUACGGUGGCGUCAGAGCCUAAUGGAUGGGGCUCCUGCUCACAACAUUUAUCAGGUGAUGAUUUUUUCCCCGCUUUGUUACAAGACAACGAGUUAUUCUUCUUCACCAACGCCGCUGGGAUGCACUUUUUCAGCGCGAGGAGCCGGAAGCGUGUUAUUUUAUUUUUGUCACAUGGUUUGAAGAUUUCAAUAACAACACAAAAAUGGCGACAGUCACGUUGCUCGCUGUGGGCUUGCUGCGUCAUUAAAAUAUAUUCACGUAAACACGAGCUGGAAAGGUGGAAAAACGCAGAUGUUAUGUUAGCUCGUUUUGGCAGGCGCUCGCGCCGUCCAGCCAUGGCCAAACACGACGGAGCUGAUCGAGUUGUUUACAAGAAGAGAUUUGCGGGGAGGACGGGGCGGAGCCUCACUGAAUGGAACACGCCAUUGGACACCCGGAGAAGUGUCGCACACAGCGGGCGGAGUCUGGGGGAUAAUAACAAGUCUGACGUAAGGAGGAUGGUUUGUAUUAAUUAUUGAGAGGCCUGUUGGGGGAUUCGGGUGUUUGAGUGUUAAGGAAUUAGCCUGGGUGUGGAGUAGGCUAAAGGAGUGGCUGAAAGGAGGUGCAAGGAGGUACAGAAACCAAUCAAUAAAAAACAUUAUUAUCACAUGUAUUGAUAUAUAUAUAUAUAUACACACAUAUACACACACACACACACACACGUAUAUAUAGCCUGUAUAGGCUAUACGAUCUAUAUUAUAUGUAAGUAAUGAAGUCAUCAGAGUGUUUGGUAUUUUCUGUGGUUACAUUAAUUCCAUAUGAUCAUUAUGCUGCUGUCAGGCCAAAAACUUAUCUGGAGAAGGAAAAUAGACGUUUAAUAUUUAAUGUAAGUUAAUCUAGCAAAAUUUAAUUUUAUUUUCUUGGUCCAUUCAUCAAUGUCAUCAAUGAAGAUACAUUGUCCUGAAAGCAACAAUAUAAAUAAUGAAAUAAUACCUAACUUGUUGUUAUAUAUAU
Molecule: messenger RNA, 1213 nt
Organism: Colossoma macropomum (tambaqui)
Lineage: Eukaryota; Metazoa; Chordata; Actinopteri; Characiformes; Serrasalmidae
Exons: 2
Coding region: 22-738 (238 amino acids)
Source: RefSeq, a predicted model, not a curated record